This is a messenger RNA of Brassica rapa (field mustard), 1105 nucleotides long. Its product is annotated as RING-H2 finger protein ATL63-like. The record is from RefSeq and is a predicted model, not a curated record. Gene Ontology annotation, molecular function: transferase activity. NCBI's taxonomy places the organism in Eukaryota, Viridiplantae, Streptophyta, Magnoliopsida, Brassicales, Brassicaceae. Gene Ontology annotation, biological process: protein ubiquitination.
AUGCUAAUAUUCUGUUCUCUCUCAAAUCUUAUAGAAGAAGGCUCAAUGACUGUAGGAAGCAGUCUCUCGAACUUUCUGAAAAUCGUAUCUUCGGACAACUCUAGUGUCAUCUUAGCUGCUCUCCUCUUCCUUCUCUUACUCGCCCUCUUAGUCUUUCUUCUUCAUUUCUACUCCUACUCCGACCAAGAGUUCUCCGCCGCUCAACGCCGUCGUAGAAGAAGAAGAACCGUUACAAGGACAACAAUCAUUACUCCUAUUCCACUAGGAGGUUUCUACGGUGGAGUUUCUGUUGAUGCAACAAGCGAUGACAAAGGUUUGGAUGCUUCAGUGAUUUCGUCCAUUCCUCUGUUCGUUUACGAAGAUGCUGACGAGAAAGAAGAGAAGGACGAGGAGUGUGUGAUACGUCUUGGUUUAUGGGAAGUGGGAGAUUUUGGAAGAAAGUUGAGAAUCUGCGGACAUGGGUUUCACGUUGAGUGUAUAGAUAUGUGGUUGUCUUCUCAUUCUACUUGCCCUCUCUGUCGAUCCCCUGUUCUCCCCGUCUCAGAUCAAGACAACCUCAAGCCGACCGCUAAUGGCGUGGAAGCAGAAGAAGUAGAGGUCAGAUUGCAACUGUUUCAAGCUGGCGGAGAAGAGAAUGUCUCCGUCGAUGAUCUCAAGACAGGAGUUGACGGCGUAGUCGGAGAAAGAGAGGUUAUAAUUGAAGUGUUAGAUGAGGAAAUCAACGUGGGAGGGAUCAGAGAUCAACGUCAUCAACAUCUAGUUCGUUGAAGAGGAUGUAGAAGUAGAUCGGAAUGUAGCAAGGUGUUGGAAGAUUCGUAUUCAUUACAUAUACUACUAUUUUUUUUUUAUAAAUCUUGUCACAGUUUUGGAAAUGGAAUAUGAAUGAUUUUUUUUUUGAUCAAACAACAGCUUUAUAAAUCAUUAGUCUCCAUAGCUGGAGAAAUUGUUUACAUCAAGAAACAACAAGGCCAAACCGGCUAAAACAUAUGCUGCUACCAUAGCAAAACAAAACAAUGAGAUAUAACACCAUAAGAUAGGAGCAAACAUAACACAUAAACAACACAUAAUGUCGCUGAGUAGUCCUCGAAACUCAACGCCAAUCGUG